ACUUCAGUCUUUCGGCCUCCUCUAGGCUAAGCCGCUUCAGGCUUCAUCAUCGUCUGAUUUCCCUUUCAUUUCUGAAUGUUCUGCUGCCUGCCCUUUCAGGGAGGUGCCUCUUAGCAGCCCGCCCUCUGUGCUGGCUUCCUCAGGAAAAGCCUUGAGAGGAAACAGGAGGGGGUUGGGAGCUGUGGGGAUCAGAUCAAACCGGGCCCUCCUACUCCACUGGCCGCCAUGGGGCCUGGGAUGAUGGUCCCCCUGCUGCUGCUCUGGACUCGGGGGUCCCAGGAAUCCACACUGGACCCAACUGGCCAGCAUGUCUGUAGAGGCGGCAGCCCCUCUGAGCUCCAGUGCUGCCCAGGCUGGAGGCAGAAAGAUCAAGAAUGCAGCAUCCCCGUCUGUGAAGGGCCUGAUGCCUGCAGGAAAGAUGAGGUGUGCGUGAAGCCGGGCCUCUGUCGAUGUAAACCUGGAUUCUUCGGAGCCCAGUGCAGCUCCCCCUGCCCAGGCCAGUACUGGGGCCAUGACUGCCGUGAGACCUGCCCUUGCCAUCCGCGUGGCAAGUGUGAGCCAGCCACUGGUGUGUGCCACUGUCAGCCUACCUACUGGGGCACACUCUGUGAGUUUCCCUGCACCUGCGGCCCCCACGGACAGUGCGACCCAAAGACGGGCGUGUGCCACUGCGAUCCCGGCUGGUGGUCAUCCACGUGUCUGCGCCCGUGCCAAUGCAAGCCAGUAGCACGCUGUGACCAGGCCACCGGAGCCUGUCUGUGCCCAUCUGGCUGGUGGGGCCGCCGCUGCGGCUUCAGGUGCAACUGUCACACCUCGCCCUGCCGACAGGACUCUGGCGACUGCAUCUGCCUGAAGGGCUGGUGGGGUCCUGAGUGUAGCCGUAGGUGCCAGUGUGUGCGAGGCCAGUGCAGCGUUUCUUCUGGCCACUGCUCCUGCCCUCCAGGUUUCCACGGCGCCCGCUGCGAGCUACCCUGCGACCCUGGUCACUAUGGAGCACAGUGCAGAGAAAGCUGUGGUCACUGCGCACCGAAUGCAACAUGUUCUCCCGUUACGGGCAACUGUGAGUCCUGCAAGCCGGGCUGGAAUGGGACUCAGUGCAAGCAGCCAUGUCCUCCUGGCACCUUUGGUGAGAGGUGCGGUGAGCAGUGCCCCCGCUGCUGGCUUGGAGAGCCCUGUCAUGCAGAAACAGGGCACUGCCAGCGCUGUGACCCCGGUUGGCUAGGGGACAGAUGUGAGAACCCCUGUCCCUCCGGUUCGUUUGGGGAGGGCUGCAGCUCUACCUGCCCUGCCUGUGUUCAGGGGACCUGCGAUGCAGUGACGGGGGAAUGUGUCUGCAGUGCUGGCUACUGGGGGACCAACUGCAAUAGUUCCUGCCCAUCUGGCUUCCAUGGAAACAACUGCUCUAUCCCCUGCCAAUGCCCAGAGGGGCUCUGCCACCCUGUGUCUGGGGCCUGCCAGCUGGGCCAUCAUGGUAAAAACGCCCUCAUUGCGGGUAUCCUGGUUCCUCUGCUGCUGGUCCUCUUGGGUGUCAUCUGCUGUGCCUACUGCUGCUCAGCUAAGCGGCUGGCCCCUAAGGACAGGCCAGAGAGAAAUGGAGCUGCCCUGUUCAGAAUGAAGCAACAGGUAUGGGACACACUCACCAGCCUGGGUGCUGCACUGCCCUGUGGCUCCCUCAGUAACUACAAGCUACCCUGGGUGACAGUUUCUCACCACGACCCGGAGGUUCCCUUCAACCACAGCUUUAUUGAGCCACCCUCUGCCGGCUGGGCCUCGGAUGACUCCUUCUCUUCUGACCCUGACUCUGGAGAAGAGGACGAAAGUCAUGCCUACUCCGUGCCACCUCGAGAAAAGAUGGUCCCUGUGGCCCAAGAAGAGUCCCCAGCGGCCAGCCUUCCUGGAGGCCCGUUCCCUCCCCCUGAAGACACUUCCACACCAUUCCCCAUCCCACGCACUUCCAGCCUGGCUCGGGCCAAGAGGCCAUCUGUCUCCUUUGCUGAAGGCACUAAGUUUGCACCACAGAAUGGCCGAAGCUCUGGGGAUCUCUCCAGCCCCAUACGAAAACCCAAGAGACUCUCCAGAGGUGCUCAGCCACGUCCUGAAGGGCAGGAGGCUGGGGAGCCCGCAGGCCCAGAACAAGCAAACGCGGAAGAGGAUGCAGCUACCGCCACAAGCCCCGGAGAUGCUGCCACCAGUCACCACCAGCUCCCACCUACUAACCAGACAGUGGCCGGGUGUGUGGAAACCUCCAAUGGCAGCAUCCAGGAGAGCUCAGGCUCUGUGGCCACAAUCUAUAUGCUGGCAGGGACACCCCAGAAACCUGAGGGCCCUGUCUGGUCUGUCCUCCGUCGUUUGGGAAACUACCAGAAAGAUCAGGCAAUGCCCAAGGUCAAGAGUGCCAUCCCUAAGCCUGUACGCCGAGCUCUGGGUCGGAACCAGGGCAGCACUGGGCUGUCCCAGAGCUCUGGUUCAGCUCCAGAUGCCAUGCUCUCUGGAACCAUAAAGCCCACUGAAGUUAGGCCAGAGGAAGCAUCCAGAGGUCUGGGAGAUGGCACUGAGAGCUUAGGGACAGCCCAGGAACCAAUCUCUGGGAACAGCUCUCUGGAACAGGGUUCCCAGAAGCAAGCUGAAGAGAAGGAGCAGGAGGAGCCCCUAUAUGAGAACGUUGUGCCCCUGUCGGUACCACUGCAGCACUGAGGACUCUGAAUUUGGUGAGUGGGAAGACUGUGGAUGGGAUGUGGGGAGAGGAGGAUGCUGAAACUGCUGUGGACCAGUGUGGGGAGAGGAGGAUGCUGAAACUGCUGAGGUCUAGACUGAGCUUUGUGCAGGGAAUUGAUGCCAAGACUGUGACAGACUAAGCAGAAACUACGCCCUGGAAGAGGCGAGGGUUAGAGGCCACCUGGCUGUGGGUCUGGCCCUGGCAGUGUCCCCAGGUAGGACUGGAAGGCCUGGGUAGAGACCCUGUGGACUGGGGUCAGAGGAAGGAGGGGGCUACAGGGACUCCCCCUCUGUUGCCCUGGACUCUGUCCCAAGCCUAUGCUUCCCAUCAUUUCAAAACAUCUCUUUUACUGAAAUGGAAAACAACCUAAAUGUUUGAUGAUAAAGAUUGAUUA
Messenger RNA from Microtus ochrogaster (prairie vole), 3110 nucleotides. It is a transcript of the gene Scarf1, whose product is annotated as scavenger receptor class F member 1. Gene Ontology annotation, cellular component: membrane. The record is from RefSeq and is a predicted model, not a curated record. Gene Ontology annotation, molecular function: low-density lipoprotein particle binding; scavenger receptor activity. Lineage: Eukaryota; Metazoa; Chordata; Mammalia; Rodentia; Cricetidae. Gene Ontology annotation, biological process: dendrite development; heterophilic cell-cell adhesion; neuron remodeling.